This is a messenger RNA of Urocitellus parryii (Arctic ground squirrel), 473 nucleotides long. Its product is annotated as myoregulin. The record is from RefSeq and is a predicted model, not a curated record. Lineage: Eukaryota; Metazoa; Chordata; Mammalia; Rodentia; Sciuridae.
CCAAGCYAGUUAUUAAUAACAGCCCAGUGAGCUCCUGAUCCACCAACAGCAUAUGGUGUUUUUCACCAGAAAGAGAGAUCAUUCCUUUGACUUUGGACUUUGCUUAUUGAACCCCUGAACUGAGCCAAGGUUGCUAGGAGACCACCUGUGCUGAAUGUACUGGGCCUAGCAAGAGCAGACCGAGAAAAAAUAAAUAAAUAAAUAAAAUAAGGAGCUCGUUACCUACGACUACCUGGGAUUGAUUCAGGGAGCCAGGAAUAUUCUGAAUAUGAGUGGAAAAAGCUGGAUAUUAAUUUCUACUACUGCCCCCCAAAGUCUGGAAGAUGAAAUUGUGGGGAGACUUCUAAAAAUUUUGUUUGUUUUAUUUGUUGACCUAAUGUCUAUUAUGUAUGUUGUUAUAACUUCUUAGAAAACUGACUUCACAUGUGCAUUUCAAAUUAAAUUCCAGUGAGUAAAAAUUUGUAUUUAAAUAU